ACUGGACAUCAAUCUGCUGCUAGAUUGACGGACGUGCUAGACUGACGAACGUAGUUACCGAACACACCUUCUUGCCGUGAAUGGCGCGUCGCGUUGUGUGGGGGCGGGAGCGGCUGGCGUGCACGUCACUUUCGGCAGAACCGUGGGCGGACUGUGGGAAUCGCGGCGUUCUUUAUCCAGGCUGAGCUCAAGAUGUUUCUGAAGAAUGGAGCUGCAUGCACAGUAUGAUGGACUUCCCAUAUAUUGAUGAACAGGUGCCAGAUGAGUCCUCACAGCAGCGGGCGCUGCCGGUAUGCCGGGCGCCGCAGCGGCUGCACAGCUGGUACUCUGAGUCGUCAGAGGACGCGGCCGUCGGUCGCGGCCCAUUCGCCGACGAGAUCAGCGUCAACAACCUACUGGAUGAGGCCGGCAGCUGGUCGGCCUGUGAAGAGGAGGAGGCUGGCCAGCCGGACUGGCCGGUCCCUUCGCAGCCCGACUCUGACCCGGUCUCCACCGUCAGCGACGCCGUGCCCGUCCACAACGGCCUUGGUCAGGCGCCGGACAGCGGCUACAGCGACCAGAGCAGCGCCCAGACACAGGAGUGUGACACGCCAUGCCACGGCCGGUCGGCGGCGCCGACGCGACCGGCGCCGGAGCGCGAGCUGCCCAGUCUGCUGCAGGACGUGCUGGCCGCCGUCGGGCCGCCCAGCUACGUCGGAGACGUCCGCGUUACCGGCAGCAGCGAUGUGGUCAUCGGCAACGUCAUCAAACCGAUCCCGUGGUGUCCCGAGUUCCGACUGCCACUGCAGGAGUACUUCAUCGCGCUCAGCCUGGCGUCCAUGUCGGCACGCGGCGAGCGGGUGUACCAGCCGGUGGAGCUGGAGCAGAUUCUCGCUCCUCUGACGGCGCACGAGGCUGGCGUGCCGGCCCGGCCGCGCCGCAUCCUCGUGGAGGGCGAGCCCGGCUUUGGCAAGAGCACGCUGGCGCUGAAGCUGCUGCACGACUGGGCCACCGACCGGCCGUCCUCCUACCUCUCCGGCUUCCAGUUCGCGUUCCUGAUCCCGCUGUGGGAGUUCAGCGGCUCGCUGUAUAACUUCCUGCACCACGAGCUGCUGCCGCGCCACAUCGUCGGUCGCGACCGCAUGGAGCAACUCUGGCAGUACCUAGCAGAGCACGAGGACCGCCUGCUGGCCGGCCGGCUCUUCCUCAACAGCACGGUGCUGGUGACGUCGCGUCCCAGCCACGUGGCCGACGCGCUGCCCUGGGUGCACCGGCGCCUCGUCAUCCAGGGCUUCGAACGGCCCGACGUGGGCCGCUACGUGCGCCAGUAUUUCGGCUGCGUGCAGCGACCGGCGGGCGUGGCCGGCCUGGAAGCCGAGCUGCGCCGGCGGCCGGCGCUGCGCGAGCUGGCCCGCUGCCCGCUUCUCUGUCUGCUGCUCUGCGUCGUGUUCGAAGACUGCGACGGCGCCUUCCCUGAGAGCGAGGCGCUGCUCUACCAAACGUUGUUCGACUGCCUGAUCCGGAGGAGUCUGAUGCGGCGCGGUGAGAGGCCCGAGGCCGGUGCCCUGCCGCCGCGCUGUCUCUGCCUGCUGCGCCAGUUUGGCAAGAUUGCUGUCCAGCUGUGCCUGGAGGGACGCGUCUUCUACACUGAGCAGGAGAUUGUCAACCAUGUUCCUGACCGCGAGGUGUUCGAGUGGGGCUUUCUGACGCGCGUCGUCAGCGUGUCCAAGGUGCAGAAGCGCGACAUCUAUCAGCCGCUCCACCGCACCUUCACCGACUACCUGGCCGCGCUGUACCUCUCUUCGCUGCCCGACCAGCGCGCGCUUCGCGAGCAGAUGGCGCCUGUGCUGACGCACCUGGAGCGGCUGGACGGCCAGCCCAAGGCGUCGCACGGCGUAAUGGUGAUGCUGCGCUACCUGGUGACGCUACUCAACGACGGCCAGCGGCGUGCCUACCAGGCGUUGGAGCUGCUGGGUCCGCUCGGUCUGCCGCCUCGCACGCUCUUCACCCUGCUGCGCGCGGCCGGCCACGAGCGGCUGGCCACGCAGGCGGUGGCGGUGUGCCUGGCAUCGCAGCAGCACGUGAUGGUGCAGACGGACCAGCCCGGCGAGCUGCACAGCUGGGCGGCUGUGCUGCGCGUCAGCUCGCACCAGGAGAGCCUGGAGGUGGUGUUCCGGCCGGCGGCGCCGGCGCCGGAGCUGGAGCCGCUGCUGCGCGUCGCCUCCAAGCGGCUGCGCUCCAUCAAGCUGUGCACGCUGCUCGGCACGGACAUGACGGGCGACGAGCUGCGCAGCAUGGGCCGCUGCGUGGGCCAGCUGUUACGCCCGGACGCCGCGGCACGCUACCGGCUGGCACAGCUGGAGGUUGCGCUGCAGAACCUCGACGACAGCGACUUCGGCCGCUUCCAGCCGAUCGUGGACGCGCUGUGCGAGGCGCUGCCGGCCGUGCCUCGCGCCGCCAGCCUCAAGCUGGUGCUGGACCUGGACAUGUCGGCUGAACAGAUGGCGCAGCUGUGCGCGGCACUGCAGCGUGCGCACGGCGUGGCCGUACUCUGCAUCAACCACCUGGUGUCGUUUGACGGCUCGAUGCGCGCGCUGGCCGACCUUCUGCACACGCAUCCGCUGUCGGCACUGACACUCAGGAGCGUAUGGCAGCCAGAGCCGCAGCUCACCAGUGCCGUCGACUUUUUCCGCUCAGAGCAGCGGCUGCUGGCGGCCGGCGGCGGCGGCGGCGGCGAGCGGCCGCGCGGCACCAGCCUCACGCGCAACUACAGCCUGGGCCGCGGCGCCGUCGGCUCCGGCGAGCUGGAGCUGGCGUACCGGCUGCGCCUGGGCCGCGAGCCCAUCUGCGACGCGGCCGCGCACGUCGGCGGCUUCCACCGACUGUUCUGCGCGCUCCGCUCGCCCGGCUGCCUGUUGACCUCGCUGAAGCUGUCGCGCUGUCGGCUGACGGCGGCCGACCUGGCCUGUCUGGGCGAGAGCCUGCGCGCCGCCUCGCACCUCACCAACCUCACCGUGGAGAACGUGUCGCGCGCCACCGAGCUGGUGCCGCUGCUGUUCGCGCUGCAGGAGAACACGCGGCUCCAGCUGCUCGACCUGACGUCCACCAGCCUGGUGAUCGAGGACGCCGAGUUCAUCCUGCUCUGCAAGUCGCUGGCGUGCUGCCAGUCGCUGAUGCUGGUCGAUCUGUCCAGCUGGACCUUCAGGCUGGAGUGGGAGCACUCGCUGAUUGUUAUUUUGUUUGACGUCUGCCUGGUCGGUCAGUGGGAGCACUCUCUGAUGGUUGGUUUGUUUGACGUCUGCCGGGUCGGCCAGUGGGAGCACUCGCUGAUUGUUAUUUUGUUUGACGUCUGCCUGGUCGGUCAGUGGGAGCACUCGCUGAUUGUUGGUUUGUUUGACGUCUGCCGGGUCUGCCAGUGGGAGCACUCGCUGAUUGUUAUUUUGUUUGACGUCUGCCGGGUCUGCCAGUGGGAGCACUCGCUGAUUGUUGGUUUGUUUGACGUCUGCCGGGUCAGUCAGUGGGAGCACUUGCUGAUUGUUGGUUUGUUUGACGUCUGCCGGGUCUGCCAGUGGGAGCACUCGCUGAUUGUUGGUUUGUUUGACGUCUGCCGGGUCGGCCAGUGGGAGCACUCGCUGAUUGUUGGUUUGUUUGACGUCUGCCGGGUCGGUCAGUGGGAGCACUCGCUGAUUGUUGGUUUGUUUGACGUCUGCCGGGUCGGCCAGUGGGAGCACUUGCUGAUUGUUGGUUUGUUUGACGUCUGCCGGGUCUGCCAGUGGGAGCACUCGCUGAUUGUUGGUUUGUUUGACGUCUGCCGGGUCGGUCAGUGGGAGCACUCGCUGAUUGUUGGUUUGUUUGACGUCUGCCGGGUCUGCCAGUGGGAGCACUCGCUGAUUGUUGGUUUGUUUGACGUCUGCCGGGUCUGCCAGUGGGAGCACUCGCUGCGGGCGGCCGUCAGCCUGCUGCAACAUGCCGGGCUGCGCGAGCUUGAGCUGGACAACACCACCUUCUGCGUGACGCUGCCGGAGGGAGCGCGGCCUCGGCGCGACGACCUGGCCGAGCGGCUGGCGCGCCACCUGCCGGCCGUGCGCUCGCGCGUCACCACCGUGGGCCUGCGCCGCUGCCUACUGGCGGCGGUCGUUUGCAGCCCGGAGCUCACCAAGCUGCCGGAUGACGAGAUACCGGAGGAGCUGACCGAGCAGGGGUUCCUCACUUGA
Pollicipes pollicipes is the source of this 4193-nucleotide messenger RNA. RefSeq lists its product as uncharacterized. The transcript is spliced from 12 exons. The coding region runs from base 216 to 4193 and encodes 1325 amino acids. The record is from RefSeq and is a predicted model, not a curated record. NCBI's taxonomy places the organism in Eukaryota, Metazoa, Arthropoda, Thecostraca, Pollicipedomorpha, Pollicipedidae.